This is a messenger RNA of Arabidopsis lyrata subsp. lyrata, 4080 nucleotides long. RefSeq names its product WEB family protein At3g02930, chloroplastic. The record is from RefSeq and is a predicted model, not a curated record. Gene Ontology annotation, biological process: reciprocal meiotic recombination. Bases 1387 to 3822 code for a protein of 811 amino acids. The transcript has 4 exons. Lineage: Eukaryota; Viridiplantae; Streptophyta; Magnoliopsida; Brassicales; Brassicaceae.
GUUACAUAUUUUAGAAAUUUCUCUUGUUGCAUCAGUAAAACUUUUGUUACUAGUAACAAAAAAUAACAAUCGUUUUUCAUAAGCUGUAGAAAAUUUUUCUAAACAAUUUCGCAUUAGCUAUGAGAAGACUAGUCUUUUCUAUUCCUCCUAAUCAACGAUUGAAAAACACAAUCAUUGCAUCGAUAAUCGUGCCAUUCUCUCUCUCUUGAAGGCGAAUUCCGAGCUUUCGAUCUAGUUUCUCCGGUUCUCUGUUCUUAUCAUCGGCUGAGAUCCUUCGAAAGUGGUCUAGGUGUGAGUCGUGGUGGUUCUCCGUCAACAGAGGUGUGGUGUUUCCCCGCUGAUGUGGUCGUGGCUCUGGAAUGGCGGAGGAGGAGCUUUGAAGCGGUGGUCUCCCGGUUGAAAAUGCUGGGAGUUGCUUGGAUGCUCCUCAGGCUCAGCCGCCGGCCUAGUCGCUGCCUCUACGGGGAAGUUGGUGGGGAUAAGGUGGUGUUUUUGUUGUUUUGACAGGUGGCUAGCGGUGGAUCUAGGAUCUACGAUGGCUGAUGCGGGGGUCGGAUUUAAAGGAAUUGGGUGAGCCACCGUCCCUUAGAUCUGCCGUAUUGGGUGCGCCGACUGUCCGGAUCGAACCAUGACGACUCUGGAAUUUCGGAUUUUUUUCGGUGAAGGAAGAGAGAGAAUAACUCCAAGCGUGAUGGGUUGCUAGGUCGGGAUCCGUCACCGUCGAACCGCUUCGUCGGAGAGACUAACUUUAUGGGAGGCUUGUGGUGGGUUGGUGCUUCGGAGGAGAGAGAUAGCUGCCGGAAACCGAAAUCCUGCAUCGGUUAUCUCAAUCUCCCGAUGCGGCCACGAAGCUGUCAGCUUUGGUUUCGCCGGAUCUAAAGUCUGGUUUCUCUGCGAGCGAUGAUCAACAGGGGUCGAGUCGAUUUUCUUUUUCCGGCGAGUUUUCCGGUAUACCGUUUUGUAACCGGGCUUUCUUUUGUUGUAGGUUAAGCCUUGGCCCAUUAGGGUUGAAUUUUUAAUAUAUAAAAAAAAGUUUAUGAUAAAUAAAUCGAUUAUUAAUACGUUGAUGUUAGUCGUUAUUGUUUGCGUUUAUCACGCACGUAGGAUCGGGAAAGCGAAUCGGAUCUUUUGUUGUUUGUUUUUUUUUACAAUUCAUUUAUUUAUAGUUCACUUUUUUCACUUUUUAGGAGUGUGGCCACUCGUGAGACAAAACCUCACCAACUUGUAUCAUUUUUCUUCUACGUUAGUUAGGUUCUCAUCAAUCGUUUCCUUAAUCCAAUGAUCCGAAUCAUUGUCUCUCUCUCUCUUCAUUCUACGCUAAAAAUGGAAACCCAGUUUGAAUUCGAGCAAAUUUGAGAUUUACAGCGAAACAGAGACUCUGUGACUAUGGCUUCCAAGAUAAAAACUGGUUUAUCUGAAACCACUUUGGGAAAAUCAUGUCCAGCAUCUCUAAGAGUGCCUAGGCUUACUCGGAUAGUGACUAAACCUGAAUCUACUUCUCCUUCACCGACUCAACAACAGUCACGUCUUUCCUUCGAGCGCUCUUCUUCCAAUUCAAAGCCUUCUACUGAUAAGAGGUCCCCCAAAGCUCGAACCCCACCAGAAAAAACUCAAAUACGGGCUGUGAAAGGAUCAGAAACACAACCUCGGUCAGUUCAAAUCAAGGAAGAUUUGAGGAAAGCCAAUGAGCUGAUAGCAUCGCUUGAGAAUGAGAAAGCUAAAGCACUUGAUCAACUUAAAGAAGCGCGGAAAGAAGCUGAAGAGGCAUCUGACAAGCUAGUUGAGGCUUUAAAUGCGCAGAAAAAGGCCCAAGAGAACUUUGAAAUUGAGAAAUUUGAGGUUGUUGAGGCGGGGAUAGAGGCGGUUCAGAGGAAAGAAGAAGAAUUGAAGAAAGAACUAGAGAAUGUCAAGAACCAACAUGCUUCAGAAUCAGCUACUCUUCUUUUGGUAACCCGGGAGCUGGAGAAUGUCAAUCAAGAAUUGGCUUAUGCUAAUGACGCCAAGAGUAAGGCUUUGAGUCAUGCAGAUGAUGCUAGUAAUUUGGUUGCAGUUCAUGCAGAGAAAGUGGAAAUCUUGUCAUCAGAGUUAAUGCGGUUGAAGGCUUUGCUUGAUUCAACCCGAGAGAAGGAAACCAUCUCCAAGAAUGAGAUUGCUUCAAAACUAGGAGCGGAGAUAGUGGAUCUAAAAAGAGACCUCGAGAAAGCGACAAGUUUGGAAGCAAAGGUCAAGGAACUAGAGAUGAUCAUUGAGCAGCUUAAUGUUGACUUAGAAGCUGCGAAGAUGGCAGGAUCUUAUGCGAAAGGCUUUGCUGACGAGUGGCAAAAGAAAGCGAAAGAAUUGGAGAAACGGUUGGAAGAAGCUAACAAGCUGGAGAGAUCUGCCUCGGUAUCUCUGGUAUCUGUGACAAAGCAGCUGGAGGCAAGCAAUAGUAGAUUGGACGAUAUCGAAUCUGAAAUGACUGAUCUUAAGGAUAAAAUCGAGUUAUUGGAGAUGACAGUUGCUAGACAAAAGGUUGAUCUUGAGAAAUCUGAACAGAAGCUAGGUUUUGCAGUAGAAGAAUCUUCUAAGAUUGAGAAAGAAGCAGAGAAACUGAAGAAUGAGCUUGAAACUGUGAAUGAAGAGAAAAACCAGGCUUUAAAGAAGGAGCAAGAUGCUACUUCAAGUGUUCAAAGGCUCUUGGAAGAGAAAAAGAAGAUCUUGUCAGAACUGGAGAGCUCGAAGGAGGAAGAGGAGAAGAUUAAGAAAGCAAUGGAGAGUUUAGCUUCAGCAAUGCACGAAGUGUCGAGUGAUUCACGCGAGUUGAAAGAAAAAUUGCUGAGUCAGGGUGAUCAGGAUUAUGAAACACAGAUAGAAGAUCUGAAGUUGGUCAUUAAAGCAACGAACAAGAAGUAUGAGAAUAUGCUUGAUGAGGCGAGACAUGAGAUCGAUGUUCUUGUCAAUGCUGUAGAACAAACCAAGAAACAGUUCGAAAGCGCAAUGGUAGACUGGGAGAUGAGAGAAGCCGGUUUGGUGAAUCACGUGAAGGAAUUUGAUGAAGAAGUUUCUUCAAUGGUGAAAGAAAUGAAUAGGUUGGGCAAUUUGGUUAAAAGGACAAAGGAAGAAGCUGAUGCAUCAUGGGAAAAAGAAUCCCAAAUGAGAGAUAGCCUUAAAGAAGUGGAAGAUGAGGUGAUUUAUCUUCAGGAAACUCUCAGGGAAGCGAAAGCUGAAACUUUGAAACUAAAGGGGAAAAUGUUGGAUAAAGAAACUGAGUUUCAAAGCAUUGUUCAUGAGAACGAUGAACUCAGAGUAAAACAGGAUGAUUCUCUGAAGAAAAUCAAGGAGCUAUCAGAGUUACUCGAAGAAGCAUUGGCCAAGAAACAUACAGAAGAGAACGGUGAGCUCAGUGAGAGUGAAAAAGAGUAUGACUUGCUUCCAAAGGUGGUCGAGUUUUCUGAGGAAAAUGGUUAUAGAAAUGCAGAAGAGAAGUCUUCUAAAGUAAAAACCCUCGAUGGCAUGAACAUGAAACUUGAGGAGGACAGUGAGAAGAAGGAAAAGAAAGAACAUUCUCCGGAUGAUGAGACAGUUGAAGUUGAAUUCAAAAUGUGGGAAAGUUGUCAGAUUGAGAAGAAAGAAGUUUUCCACAAGGGAAAACCAGAACAAGAGUUUGCAAAAGAAGAAGAGGAAGACUUAAACGUGAUAGACCAAAGCGAGAAAACCUCGCCUGUAAAUGGAUUAACCGGAGAAGAUGAACUGGUGAAGGAACAGGAAAAGAAGAAGAAGAAGACAUUGUUUGGUAAAGUUGGGAAUCUUCUCAAGAAGAAAGGACCCGUGAAUCAGAAAUAAAUGAAAGCAUCUCUUUAUUACUUACUACACUUUCUGAGGUAUUGCAAAAUCUAGCUAUUACAUGAUAUACACAUCUCUUUGCACCAUAUUGAUUUCUUCCUUGGUGUUCUUAUUUUAUUUUUUUGUUUUGUUUAUGGCUUCUGAAAUAGGUUUGUGUUAACUUGUUGGUUUAUGAUUCUUUUCUUCUUUCGAUAUCUUUUGGCUUAUCCUGUUUUUCAACAUCUUUUGUACCCAGAAAAUUAUUUUUGUUUGUGUUUA